AUGGCGUUCCCACAACCUGAGAAGACAGAGGGGUUCACGCUUGUGGUAAACGCCACCAUCCAACCCGACAAAGUGGAUGAGUUUCUCGGUCAUUUCUGGGAAGUCUUCAAACUUGUGACAGCCGAGCCAGAGUGCCUGAGCUUCGAGCUCUUCCGGUACGCGGACACCCCAAACAAGGUCAAAUGGAUUGAGAAUUGGAGCAAGAGCAAGGAGUGGCUUAUGACGCACCAAAUAACCAAGGAUUACAUGAAGUCAUACAUCGAGGCUACUGAUAAGCUACUGAUUGGCCAAAAGGAGUGGGAGAUCUUGGAGCGGUUUGGUGGUGAAUGGGCUCGGGCUCAGGAAGGUAUCUACAAGAAGGCUUAA
Molecule: messenger RNA, 366 nt
Organism: Diaporthe amygdali
Lineage: Eukaryota; Fungi; Ascomycota; Sordariomycetes; Diaporthales; Diaporthaceae
Exons: 2
Coding region: 1-366 (121 amino acids)
Molecular function (GO): catalytic activity
Source: RefSeq, a predicted model, not a curated record